Molecule: messenger RNA, 961 nt
Organism: Alnus glutinosa
Lineage: Eukaryota; Viridiplantae; Streptophyta; Magnoliopsida; Fagales; Betulaceae
Exons: 2
Coding region: 141-659 (172 amino acids)
Source: RefSeq, a predicted model, not a curated record
ACCAAAAACAAAACAAUGCUACUUGUCUGGUUGAAGCAGUUGAACUAAACUUCACAAAACAACCACCUAGGCCUCCAACCCCAACUCCCCUAUCCUUCUCAUCUCUCUUAACAUACAGAGAGAGCUGAUAAACCAGAGCCAUGGCCACAGAAGAUUUCAGCUUCCCAACAAUCGGGGACGCCUUGCCGUGUGGCAUCGAUUCGCCGCCUUUGUGGCAUCUGUCUCCUGCUUCCUCUCCAAAUUCUUGCCGUGAAGAACCACCAAAUGGGGCAGCCAAAGGAGGAGAUCAAAGAGACGAGGAAGAUUGUUUUCCACCAAGAUCACCAAUCGAGCAGAGUCGAAGAAAGAGCUUUUCAUCUGUACAAGGUUGUCGGAAAGCGGCGAAUGAUGAUGAUGAUGAUGAUGAAGAGGACAAGAUGGACAUGUUGUGGGAGGAUUUCAAUGAAGAAUUGUCAAGAACUUGUAGUACUUCAAGAUCCAACACGUCUUCUUCGAGGGAUAUGGUGGAAUUGGGGUGUGUCAAGGCAUUGACAACGUCCAAAAAUCAUGGCGCGGCGCUUACAACAAGGAAGCCAGCAGGCAUGGUGGUGAUCAUGAAGGUCUUGAAGAAGCUUUUCUUGCUGCAAAACUCCCAUCGGAAGCUCAAAAUUAGAGGCUGAUCAAUCAAUCACAGUGUUUAUGUGUAAAUGUAUAGCAAGUAUUCUUUGAUGAAUAUACAAAGUAAGCUUUAGAUAUCAAUCUGGGCUGCCGUCUUGUAUAGGGGAUAUGAUGUGUAUAGGGGGGAAAAAGAAAUAAGUAGGCCCUUCGUGUUAAUGACCAUCAAAAAGCUCCCUCAACCUCAAGUCAUGGUCAUCGUCUUCUCCCCCAAGGUAUCAAGAAACCUCUUGCAAAUGUUCUUUGCCAGUACUUAUUACUGCACUUUUUUUUUUUUUUUAAAAGAAAAAGCCCAAGAACAAAGGAA